UGGUGCCCACCGCCUUCGUUAUCAACCCACGUGGAUAGAGAGGACGCUGGCUAAAAUGCGUUCCUCCACCAUCAUCGGUAUACUUGUGUGUGUUUCUGCUGCAGUUUUUAGCAUGUCCAUUCCAAGAAGGGAAAGACUCUGGCAUAAAUUCACUACCUACAAAUAUCCACAUUUGUCCUCUAUGAGUCCAUGGGACGGCCCCUCAGGAAGAGAACCAACUUGUGAAGAACUGAGAGCAAUGUGGCGUUUCUCAAAACGCCAGUCACGCAUCACAGAACUCACUAAUGAGGUACCAAUGUACAAAGAUCCAUUUGCUUAUAACGUUUGGGAACCAUAUGGACAUACAAGAUCUCUAGGAAAUGAUAUUCUGGAUGCCAGAGGAAGAAACUAUGUCUAUGGCACAGUUGUUCAUUAUCCACAACAACGUCAGCCUUCUGAAGCUCGACAAAAGUACAGUCCCUAUGAUGAAGUAGUUAGGCUUCUUCAUCGAUCACCCUACAUGAGCCCCUCACCAGUUUAUGCGUCUGCUCACCAGCCAUCUCCACGUUACAGUAGAUUUGAAGAAUUAAAAAACAUCAUACGAGCAGAGAGAGCCCAAGAGCAGCAGCAGCAACAGCAG
This is a messenger RNA of Schistocerca nitens (vagrant locust), 619 nucleotides long. RefSeq lists its product as uncharacterized. The record is from RefSeq and is a predicted model, not a curated record. The transcript is spliced from 2 exons. The annotation marks the transcript as partial. Lineage: Eukaryota; Metazoa; Arthropoda; Insecta; Orthoptera; Acrididae.